Anopheles funestus (African malaria mosquito) is the source of this 1429-nucleotide messenger RNA. It is a transcript of the gene mRF1, whose product is annotated as peptide chain release factor 1-like, mitochondrial. Gene Ontology annotation, molecular function: translation release factor activity. The coding region runs from base 131 to 1351 and encodes 406 amino acids. The transcript has a single exon. Lineage: Eukaryota; Metazoa; Arthropoda; Insecta; Diptera; Culicidae. Gene Ontology annotation, biological process: translational termination. The record is from RefSeq and is a predicted model, not a curated record.
ACACGAAAUAUAAAUCGAACAAAUGUAAACAAUUGCGGCAAAUUUUACCAGAACUAGUAAAAGAAAAACAUUUACUCGCACGUGAUAACCGAACAAAACCGUGAUCAGGGCUGGUGCACAUCAAAAAACAAUGUUCUUCAACCGGUUGUCACGAAUCGUGCUGGCGGGAAGUAAAUUUUCCAACGCGAUAAGAUGUUACCGGUCUUGUGCAAUCCCUUCCCCGAGAAAUCUUUGCCAUGCGGCCAACUUGAACGGACCACUUUUUCAAAUAUCUGACGAUAGGAUACAGAAGUAUUUGGAACGGUUGCGCCUGGAAUACUACGCCCUGAAGGUUCAGGAACAACGCACGAGGAAAGACAUUCAACGAAUGUUGCUACUGUCCAACGUGGUGGAAAUGUACGAACAGCGCAAGAUAAUCGUUGACAAUUUAAGCUCCCUCAAGGAGCUGAAGGAUGAUAAGGAUGAUGAGAUGGUACAGUUAUUGAAGGAAGAACGUGAAGCGUACGGAAGUAUACUGCUCCGAUUGGACAACGAAAUUCUGAACAGCAUUCUGUCCAUAGACGAUGAGGAAGAUUACGGUUCGCUCAUAAUGGAGGUGACGGCGGGCGUCGGUGGACAGGAAGCGAUGCUUUUUGCCCGCGAGCUGUUUGACAUGUACUGCGGGUACGUGGAAUAUAAGGGCUGGGAGGUGGAAAUGCUCCAGUCGGAGGACACGGACAUUGGAGGAACGAGACAUGCGACCACGAUCAUCAACGGUCCAGAUGCGUACCGCUGUCUCAAGCAUGAAGGAGGCGUUCAUCGUGUGCAGCGUAUUCCGGCCACGGAAAAGUCCGGUCGCAUACAUACUAGCACCGUCACGGUGUCCAUCAUCCCUCGGCCCGAUGACUUUCAGGUGGAUUUAAAGGAGAAGGACCUAAAGAUCGAAACGAAGCGUGCUAGCGGAGCGGGAGGACAGCACGUUAACACGACGGACAGUGCGGUACGGAUCGUUCACAUACCGACGGGCAUUGCCGUCGAAUGUCAAACGGAACGAUCGCAGCAGAAAAAUCGUGAAAUAGCAAAGCAGAAGCUGAUCGCAAAACUUACGCAGAUAGAACUGGAAGCGAGAUUUAGCAGUACGCAAGCGCUCAAGAAGUCACAAGUCGGGCAAAGUCUACGCAACGAGAAGAUUCGAACUUACAACUACAACCAAGAUCGCAUUACGGACCACCGAAUAGAAGGAGGAACCGCACAUAAUCUGAAGGGAUUUCUGGAGGGUGGUGAACAGUUAGAUGACAUGAUUGAAAAGUUACGACGCUCGCAGCGCCGAAAGCAACUGAUGGACAUCAUCAAUCGAGAGUGUGAACAGUGAAACUGAGUCAGCUGCCAUUAACACUUAGUCGCCUUGUUGAAGUAGAACCUGAAUAAUAACACACGGCACGUGUAAUUG